Molecule: messenger RNA, 1062 nt
Organism: Ambispora gerdemannii
Lineage: Eukaryota; Fungi; Glomeromycota; Glomeromycetes; Archaeosporales; Ambisporaceae
Source: the annotation of a GenBank genome assembly
AUGAAUAAUCACAUUGCUAGGACUAAAAAAAGGACUGGAACGAAAACCACAAGAAAUUCGGCCCGUAAAGAAGAAAUCCAUAAAGUGAAGCCGACAAGAAGUUCGAUAACAAAGAAGAAGGAAACACCCGACGUUGAAUUUCUAGUGACUAAUCCGAAAUCGGUAUUAAGGAGGAUUAAAUUACCGAAAAAUCUUGAUAUGAAAGAAUUUCUUCCGUUCAAUGAAGAACAUCAACAGCGAUUACUUAAUCUAUUGCCCUUCGAUGAUAAAACGCCACCGCAUAACGUGGAUGAUGAUGACACUGACAACUAUCCAGAUAAUGGAAUGGAGAUUGAUUUGACAAAAGAGAACAAAUCCCCUAGAGAUUUACCAAUUAAGAAUGCUAAUCGCUCAUCACCAUCGAAAUUAUCAGCGAAAAAGACAAGUGCCUCGUCAUCAAAAUCAUCGGUAAACACUUCAUCAUCAAAUGAGAUGCCAGUCGAAAGUACAUACACGAUAUCACCUUUGACAAAUGACGAUCCAGAAGAUCUUUCCCAUAUUAACAACAACGGAUGUGAUAGUCCGAUUCAGAACAAGAAUAGUAAUAAUCAAACAACGGUGAGUCCGUUGAUAGCUGGAGAUGCUGCUUCUGUUAGUCUUCAGGAACUCUGUCAGGAAGGAGUCAUUACUGUCGGAGAUGAAUUACAUUACAAACGGUCUUUUAAUAAGGCCAAACAUGUCGUGGAGGGGAUUUAUAAGGUAGUUGAGAUUAGAGAAGACGGUACAUUAAUAGUAGAACACAACAAAUUUCCUGUUGACACCAGCACAUCAAUUAGCAACAACAUCAACACUACCAACCCUGACUCCUCCCCCACCAUCAGGACUUCGACGACUGGCUUGUUUGCCGUCACGAGACUAAACACCCUCGAGACCAAGGUCAUCGAGGAUGAUGGUCAUGUAAAAAAAGACCAACGUCCCAAUGGCAAUGCAUAUAAAAAUUUCCGCGUUGUACGCGCUGGUCGAGAUCUCGGCACAAUCUUUGGGCUGAGAUCCGAAUACGCGCAAAAAAAGAAAAAGGACUAA